AUGCUCGCUGAGACACCUAUUGUCAAUCCCAAGCGAUUUAGAGCAGUUUUGCUAUCAUCAGCUUGUAUUUUGGCGCUUUCUUGGCCGAAUGCUUGUAAGGCGGCUCAAAUCAAUGUAAUUCCGGAUGGUUUCCCGAUCCCCAGUCCAUCAAAAGUUCAGCCGACCUUCUAUGAGACGAAGGAGCAAACCUUUGACAGCAAACAAAGAGAUACAUUUGACGACGAUCCUCUGUUUGGUUCCCAUGUUUCGAGCAUGGAAUCCAAACCACCAUCCCAAGACACAGAUGAUCAGAUGGCGAGCUUGAUGAAGAAACAGUUACACAUGGCAAGGAACCAGCUACAAAGAGAGAUGAACAUGAUGCAAAACAAUGAGCAAUCAGCUCCAGCCGCCUGGAACCACCAGAUGGGCUAUCCGUACUACCCAUACAACAACCCAUAUUUCUGUCAACCGACGAAUGGGCAAUACAUGAUGCAUCCGAACCAGUUCCAGUACCCGCCAUUCGCUCCUCCUCCCGCUCUGUCUCUGCGGGAAGCUCUUAUGAACUCCAAAAGUUCUCACGGGCAGCCUCCAGACGAUCGAGGUUAUAUGAACAUGGGAGGCAACUAUAUGAGAGGUGCAGCGAUGCUCAAGGCAGCGACCAGCAUGGGUCAACAGAACCUCUUGGAUGAAGGCUAUUACGUCGAAUCCGAUCCCUCCGAAGAUGUGGAAGCAAGAUUCCGUGCACUGGCUUCUAGAGGCCGAACAAGUUCAGGUCGACGUGCUAGACAAUCUGGGUAUGCAAAUAGAAAUCGCUUUUUCGACGCUUCAGAUAUGGAUGAGUUCCAUGAUGUAUCUCUCUCCCCGCAAUUCUCGUCACGAGGAUCUCGAGGAAGGAAGCCGCGAGGCUCCUCAUCCAGAGCUCUCACGUUUGGGCGUACUUCAGGGAGAAAACCCCAGGAGCCCAUGUUGAGAGACGUGACUUCGGAAGACUUAGCCACGUCUGGUGGCAACGAUCCGAUCCAGAUCCUGCGUGAACUGAACAGCAAGAAGUCGCCGAAGGAUUUUGAUAAGUUGAUCCUCGAGCACUUCUCCAAGAAAGAGAGCACACCAGAGGAGUCGAACGAGGACUCUUGGCUCAACGAGCUCCAUGAAUCACUUGACAAGAUCGGGGAUGAACCUGAGAAAGAUUCAGCGCUGGUCAAGGAAAAAGGAGCGCAGGGGGGUGCACGAAAGAGCAAGGGGAUCAAGCCGGAGGAGCAAGAAAGCAACCAAGCAGCUACAGACGGAAAAGUCGACAAGCAGAAGCUCGAGCGCGCCUCGCGCGGCUUCGGCUCCUUCCCUCCGGCCUCCCUCCGGCGGAAAGAAGCCUGCCGCUCGAGGAAAGCUCGCCAUGCCAGCUGCGACGCCAAGGGGAAGAAAGACAGCUGCUGUCUCGGAGGCACCAAGCAGCUCCGAGGAAGGAGGCAGCACCAGCUUGAGCCGACCAGCACCACGGAGAGGGCGGGCAGCAGGGGCACGAGGAAGAGCAGGAGCGAGCGCCAGGGGGAGGAAAGCGACGAGCGUGAGAGGGAGGGUGGCGAAGGCAGGGCAAGGGGGGAGGACGGCGAAGGCAACGAGCACAAGGGGGGCGAGGACGACGAGGAGUACAGGAGGGGCGAGGAACAAGGGCGGCGCGAGAGAUUCGAUGCCUCGCACAAGAGCCGCACAAAGCAGAUCAAGCAGAAGCUCGAGCGCGCCUCGCGCGGCUUCGGCUCCUUCCCUCCGGCCUCCCUCCGGCGGAAAGAAGCCUGCCGCUCGAGGAAAGCUCGCCAUGCCAGCUGCGACGCCAAGGGAAAGAAAGACAGCUGCUGUCUCGGAGGCACCAAGCAGCUCCGAGGAAGGAGGCAGCACCAGCUUGAGCCGACCAGCACCACGGAGAGGGCGGGCAGCAGGGGCACGAGGAAGAGCAGGAGCGAGCGCCAGGGGGAGGAAAGCGACGAGCGUGAGAGGGAGGGUGGCGAAGGCAGGGCAAGGGGGGAGGACGGCGAAGGCAACGAGCACAAGGGGGGCGAGGACGACGAGGAGUACAGGAGGGGCGAGGACGACGAGGAGCUCAAGUGUGAAGGCGGAGGGUGA
Molecule: messenger RNA, 2094 nt
Organism: Guillardia theta CCMP2712
Lineage: Eukaryota; Cryptophyceae; Pyrenomonadales; Geminigeraceae
Exons: 9
Coding region: 1-2094 (697 amino acids)
Source: RefSeq, a predicted model, not a curated record